Molecule: messenger RNA, 702 nt
Organism: Sclerotinia sclerotiorum 1980 UF-70
Lineage: Eukaryota; Fungi; Ascomycota; Leotiomycetes; Helotiales; Sclerotiniaceae
Exons: 4
Coding region: 1-702 (233 amino acids)
Source: RefSeq, a predicted model, not a curated record
AUGGAAUUUGAUACCUGUGUUGGAAGUAACAUCUGCAAAUCAUCAUCUGGAUUGUCCACUGAAGCGGAAUAUUAUCUUGGAUAUUGUAAUGAUCCCACAUAUACCGCUUCGGUUUGCCCCAAACAAUGUGUCGAUCUAGAAACCAAUGGCGGUGGCUCUCUCGGUAUCGUGUACAACGAGACAUCCAGUGAAUGGACUUGCUGUAACGAUACCACAUGCAAGAGCCUCAGCAACCAAGUAUUCGAAGCUCCUGAUCCAUCCUCUUUAUCAGUGAUAGCUUCGCCGACUUCUAGACCUUAUUCUACCUUCUCCAUGUCAUCAGCUUCUCCCUCAAGUACUUCAUCUUCGUCGGCAAUGGCAUCUUCUUCUUCAGGAGCCUCGUUGAUGAUAGGAUCUUCGACCGCAUCAACUACAACGCCAACGUCCUCCUCUUCCUCGUCCCCUUCAUCCUCAAAGAUAAGCUCCGGCGCCACGGCAGGAAUAGGGGUGGCGGCCGCAGCAUUCGCAGUUCUUUUAGGCCUUCUAGCAUAUUUUAUUCUGCGCUCACGGAGACCCAAUCGAAAAUCAAAUCAGGAGAUGAAAGAGCAAUACACGAAGCCAGAACUGUCAGAUGAAAUGGGAAGUAGAGGAAAUCAAGGAAUUGAAGUAGUACCAAUAGAACAUCAUGCAGCGAAUGCCAGGAUAGAGAUGGGCGACGUAUGA